GAAGUGGGGAAGUCCUCUGCACUCGAUCAGUUCGGGCACUUCACAGUGGAGGAUCCUCGCGACUUCUUCUCCAAGUUUUCCUGUGGAUCUCGUGGAUAGAGCUUUCCCUGGAUUUAUGUGGCCGCAGAUCUGAGCAGAUCGCGAGGUUUUCCACUAGCUGCGGUGGGUUUAUCGGGGAGGUCGUGAGUUUACCGCCGUGUCGCGGUGCUUGGCUCCGCUUUCCAGGAUCACUCGCGCGCCGAGAGAUGAUGGCCUCUUGUCCGGCGGCGGUCGGCCCGUGCCGCGCUGUCCUACUACUGCUACCACUCCUCAUCUCCCCCGUCCUAGCACAGGAAAACAACUUCUUACUGACUGAAGUGGAAAGAAGAGGAGAUGGAAACCAAGUAGAUGAAAUACCUACAGAUGAAGUGGAAUCUCCCACGGACACUAGAUUCAACAACACAGAACGAGUGACCUUGAGAAUAAAAGAAGUGGAUAUAGAAGAUCCGACUGUGAGAGACCUGCUGGAUCAGCUCGAUCUUGUUGGAUCCACGGAGUUGACCGAUCUACCUCAGACGGAAACACCCGAAGGCGAUCAUGAAAUCUUGGAAGCACCGUCUGUAGUCGAUUCAAAGCCAUUGGAAUCUCCAACAGAUGAAAAGGAACUACCCACAGAUUCUGAGAACACAGAACGGGAAGGCAAAGAGGAGUUCCCCACAGAAGUGCAUACCUUCGCUCGGGCAGAGGUGGCAACAGAAGAGCGUGACUUUACGGAGAAGCACGUGGACGUCCCGGUCAUCAUUUCGGAGGACGGCACAAUGACAGGAGGCCUGGAAAUCCCAACUGAUGAGAUUGAGUCACCAACAGAUGAGUUUCUGGAGAUGCCAACAGUUGAUCACGCAGUAUCUCAUCCUAGGGUAGCAACUGAAGUGAGGCUGUACCCAACUGCAGGAGAGCAUUCAGAAAUUCCAACAGAAGCACGAGAGAUGCCCACAGAGGAAGAGGAGCUGUUGCGAGUAACACCGAACAGGUUUGAGGGCCCAACCGAAGAAAACCUAGACCUCACCACAGAAGAGGAAGGCCAGCUCGAGACACCAACAGAAGAAGACGACAAGUUCCUGAUUGUUGUCACUCCAGAGAAGCCAACUGAACAAGAGUGGACGACAAAAGAGGCCACAACGACGAAACGUGAAACAGAACUACCCACCAGCGCUUUAGAAACCGUGACUCCCAACAAGGUGGACGAGGUCGAGAAACAACUGAACCAAACUGAAAUGGACCUCACGGGAAUCCCAGACAUUUCUGAUGAAGAAUUCUUGGAAGUUCCUGACACAGAGACAAACGAAAUCGACGAAAUUGACAUCACCGAGCCGAGUGACAACAGGGUUCCCUCCUCCCUGGAUUCUAUGGAGUUCUCUGAUGAACCUGACUUGUCAGAUACGCCGACUGUUAAUCACCUUACUCCCAUACGUGAUGCCCCUGACUCUUCAGAUGACGAGGACUACUUUAACGAAGGGGAGUCUGGAAGUGGAGAGAUCCCGCCUUGGGAGAUUCCGAAUCCAGAGGUUCCUGCUGGUCCAUAUCCCAUCCCGCCCACCUAUCGCCCAGAGCCUCCACAAGGCAUACAAUAUUACAGAGUGAAGAUCAACUUCACCAAAUCCAUCCAGUACAGCGAAGCUCUCGAGAGUUACAGAAACCCAGAACACCAGACACUCUCAAGUGCUAUACAGUAUGCCAUCGACAGGUUGUAUUAUGGAAUACCAGGAGAGCAGGAAGCCACUGUGGUGCAGUACAGUCGGGAACAGAGUCCAGGAUUGUUUGGAGAGUCUGUGUUUGUCACGCUCGACCUCGGCUCCCUUGGAAACGACAACGAGGUUCAACUCUUCAACAUCAUCAACAAUGCUGUGAACAGUGGCUACCUCGACUACUAUGCUGUUGAUUCCGAAGGAUUUGAAUUCUACCCUGUCAGAGCGGGACCAGGCGGAACACAACCUCCUCCUCCGGCGUGCGAAGACGAUGACUUCCGCUGCGACACGGGCGAGUGUAUCCCCCGGGGGCUGGUCUGCGACGGCAUCGCACACUGUCGGGAUGAGUCGGAUGAAUCCCGUUGUGGAGAAAUGACAAAAUGUCAGAUGUUAGUAGAGACCACAGAUCCCAUUCCUGGAGCUUACAUCCCACAAUGUGAGGAAGAUGGUUCCUUCAAAACAACCCAGUGUCACGGCUCCACCGGCUACUGUUACUGUGCUCACCCAACUGACGGCACGCUUUACGAGGAAACUGGCAGGCGAUCUUGGGAGGAGGGGGAAGAACACGACUGUAACAUAUACUGGCAAACUGCAGUAGUGAUUCCCCUGACUCCACCUCCACUGAUACCACCUCCCACCCCACCUCCUGUGAUCCCAGUGGUGCCAGUAGAAACUGGUCCUGAGGCCAGGCCAGGCUGUAGGGAUGACCAGUUCAGAUGUAAAGAGAGCGGACAGUGCAUUGAUGUCAUCUAUGUCUGUGAUGGUGACCCCGACUGCCGUGACUACUCUGAUGAGGCAGAGUGUGAGGACAGCAUCAUGCCCAGAUGUGAGCCUAAUGAGUUUGAAUGUGCCAACGGGAAGUGUGCACAGAAGAUCUGGACCUGCGAUGGCGACAACGACUGCGGGGAUAACAGUGAUGAGAGCAACUGUCCUAUUGCCACUGCUCCCCCUGGUUCCCAGUGUCGCGGUGAUGAGUUCACGUGUUUGUCGGGGGAUCAGUGCAUCCCUCAGUCCUAUCAGUGUGAUGAGGAGAUUGACUGCAGAGAUCGCUCAGACGAAAUUGGAUGCUCUUCCCCCAGUGUGCAGACCCCCCCAGCUGACCUGGUGCAGGCAGAGGAGGGGUCCACGGUGGUCCUGACAUGUGAGGCCGUGGGAAACCCCACCCCCAUCAUCUCCUGGAGACUGAACUGGGGCCACGUGGGUCAGCCUCCCAGGGUCACGCAGGAGUACUCAGGGGGGAGGGGAACGCUCACCAUCCGAGAUGUAAGGAAGUCUGACCAAGGAGCGUACACCUGUGAGGCUAUUAACAACAAGGGCAGUAUCUUUGCUGUACCAGACGCAGUGUUGGCUAUCAGAGAACCAGAGGGUGCCUGUAAUUCACCGGGCACGUUUAAUGCAGCUGCCGUCACGACGUCUGAGUGCCUGCAGUGUUUCUGCUUCGGUGUGUCCCAGAACUGCCGCAGCAGUGACUUCUACAGGUUCCAGUUGACCGUCCCAGAGAACAGUGGCCUGACGAUGGUGACCAGAGACAGGAGCCAGUCGGUGGAUCGGGCGUACAUCCGAGCCGUGCCUGCCCGUAACCAGUUCAUGGUGGAGGACAUGUCGUCUGUCCCAUCUGGGGUGUACUACUGGAGCCUACCUACCAACUUCCUAGGAAAUAUUAUUGCCAGCUAUGGAGGAAAGCUGAGGUACACUGUGUACUACUCAGUCGGCACUGGAGACUUUGCCAGGUUUAUUGAUGCAGAAGACAUCAUCCUUAUUGGAGGAGGAGCCAUCCUUACCUACAGACACUAUAACGAACCAGUCAACGAGCGGGAAGAAACUAUUGAGGUUGAACUCAGAGAGAGCCUAUGGACAUCAUCAGCCCUGUCAGCCAGCCUGUCCCGUGAAGACUUCAUGAUGAUCCUACAGAAUGUGGAGGCUAUCCUCAUCAAGGCUUCGUAUAACUCAUUCAUGGUCACCACAAGCAUCCAGGGCAUUGAGAUGGACACAGCUGUUGAAGAGAACACAGGACUGUCCCGUGCUGUAAUGGUGGAACAGUGCAGCUGUCCUGCUGGCUACACUGGGCUGUCCUGUGAGCGCUGUGACACCGGCUACAUCCGGCAGAACAGCGGGCGUUUCCUGGGCUCCUGUGUGCCUGUGGGCGGGUCUGGUGCCUGUAACUGUAACGGACACUCCUCAGACUGUGACCAGCUUACAGGGGAGUGCAGGAAUUGUCAGCACAACACAGAUGGACCCAACUGUGAACAGUGUAAGGCUGGUUACUAUGGCGACCCACUGAGCGGCUUCCCCAAUGCCUGUCAGCCCUGCCCAUGUCCUCUGUCCACUCCCUCCAACCAGGUUCAGGAAUGGCUGUUGUUUGAUUAUGAAAGCCUUUUUGAUGAGGACAACGAUAUCAUAUACUACACAAGAUUCUCGCCCACCUGUUUCCUGGACUCAGACGGCCAGCCUACCUGUGAUGCCUGCCCACCUGGCUAUACAGGCAGGAGGUGUGAAAGGUGUUCACCAGGGUACAUAGGAAACCCCACCAUUCCUGGAGACUAUUGCAAGAGAGAUAACGUGGUUGGGCCGAUCACUCCUGUUGUUGACCGCUGUGAUGCCAGAGGGAGCAUCUUGCCUGACCCUCUGGAUGGACAGUGCCAGUGCAGGGAGAAUGUGCAGGGACCUGAGUGUGACGUGUGCAAGCCCAACACCUUCCACCUGUCAGAUACCAACUCUGGCGGCUGCAUCAGCUGCUUCUGCAUGGGUGUCAGCCAGCAGUGCACCAGCACCUCCUGGGGACGCUUCCAGGUCCGAGCCAAAUUUGAGACAGCAUCCACCCAAGAUUUCCAGCUGAUGAACAAAGACCAGACGAGGAUCGUUGACCAGGGCCUGACGGUGAACCCCGUCACACGGAGUCUGGUGUACCGACAGUUCCCACAGCUCCCACAGGACAUCUACUAUUGGCUGCUGCCUGAAAGUUUCCUUGGCAACAAGAUGCUGACCUCCUAUGGAGGUGUCCUCAGGUACACCCUGAGCUACCAGCCGGCUCCAGGUGCAGCACCUGUGGUGGACUUUGACGCGCAGCUGUCAGGAAACUCCAUCCUGCUGACCUUCAGACACGAGCAGCAGGCUGUGGCCAACAUCCCCAGACCUUUCAUCAUCACCUUCCAGGAGCAAUACUGGAGAAGACUGGAUGGAGAGCCUGCCACCAGGGAACACAUGUUGAUGGCUCUGGCAAAUGUUGACGCUUUGAUGAUCCGAGCUACCUAUGCAACUGCCAUGAUGGAAUCAAGUAUAUCUGACGUGUCCUUGGACAUAGCGGAGGACAGAGCGACUGGUCAGGGCCCGGCACUGCACGUGGAGCAGUGUGUGUGUCCACCGGGAUAUGCUGGACUGUCCUGUGAGGAGUGUGCACCAGGGUAUGGCAGGAAUGGAGAGGGGUUGUACCUGGGCAUGUGUGUACCUGGGGGAGACAGUGGAACAGGUGGAACAGGCCCUGGAACAGGCCCUGGUGCAGAAUGCAACUGCAACAACCAUGCCUAUGGUUGUGAUGACAGUGGAAUGUGCCAGAAUUGUCAGCACAACACGGAGGGACCAAACUGCGACCGUUGUCGGCCUGGGUUCUACGGUGACCCCACCAGGGGUAACGCAGAUGACUGCCUGGAGUGUCCGUGCCCACUGUCCAUCCCAUCCAAUCAGUUCUCUCCCACCUGCUUCCUGGACAUUGAUAGACAGCCCACCUGUGAUGCCUGCCCACCUGGCUACACCGGCAGGAGGUGUGAAAGAUGUGACUCAGGAUACACAGGCAACCCCAGCAUCCCUGGGGACUCAUGCAGACCUGUGCAAGAGAAUAACUGUCAGUGUAAUGAUGCUGGCAGCUUCGCAGCUACCUGUGAUGUCAAUGGACAGUGUAACUGCAAGGAUGGGACGACCGGGCUGCGUUGUGACCAGUGCCGUCCUGGAUACUUUUUCCUGAACCCGCGGAACCCAGACGGCUGCAUGGAGUGCUUCUGCAUGGGAGUCACUGAUCAGUGCAGCAGCUCCCCCUACUUCAGGGAUCAGGUUGAGGCGACAUUCCUGCAGCAAGGGAACUUCCAGGACUUUGCACUGGUGAACAUGGCCAUGUCGCGCCGUGUGACCACAGGGUUCCGAGUCAACCCCUCCUCCCGCGACCUGCAGUACCAGGGCUUCAGUCAGCUGGACAGCGACCCAUACUUCUGGCAGCUGCCUGCCGCCUUCCGGGGCAACAAGGUGACAGCCUAUGGAGGAAGGCUGGUGUACAGUGUGUCACAUGUUCCCACCCCAACUGGCAGGCCAUUGGUGGGACUGGUUGAUGUGGAGCUCAUUGGUAAUGAGAUCAUGCUGAUGUACAGACACAACCAGCAGCUGACUCCCAGGGAGUCCAGGACUUUUGAAGUCAUCUUCAGGGAGGAGUACUGGCAGCGUGCUGACGGGGUCCCGGCUACGAGAGAACAGAUCCUGAUGGCGCUGGCAGAUGUGGAGAACAUCCUGAUCCGCGCCUCGUACAACAGCGAGAUGCAGCAGUCAUCCAUCCGGGACGUCAGCAUGGACGUCGCCGUGCCACAGAACACGGGCCAGCUGCUGGCAGUGGAGGUGGAGGAGUGCAGGUGUCCACCUGGAUACAUGGGACUGUCCUGUCAGGACUGUGCCCCAGGUUUCACCCGUAAUGGAGAGGGCCUGUACCUGGGCAUGUGUGCACCUUGUGACUGUAACGGCCAUGCCUCAACAUGUGACCCUGAGACAGGUGCCUGUCAGGGAUGUAGAGACAACACCAUCGGUGAAUACUGUGACCAAUGUGCUCCUGGUUUCUUUGGGGACCCGUCCAGUGGCAGGCCUGAUGCCUGUAGACCAUGCCCCUGCCCACUGCCAUCUGUCAAUAAUCAGUUCUCCCCCACCUGUUUCUUGGAUACAGACAGCCGCCCCACCUGCGAUGCCUGCCCACCUGGGUACUCAGGAAGGGACUGUGGAGAGUGUUCACCUGGCUACAAUGGUAAUCCCAGAGUUCCUGGUGGCAGGUGCACCCAAGCUGGAGUCGGCCCUGGACCCGGAGUUGGACCUGGAACUGGAGUCGGCCCCGGUCCAAGCCGUUAUCCCACAUACGGAAAUGUGCCUGAAAGGAUGACGGAUGAGGUUGGCCCAGGCCCAGGUCCUGGUCCAGUCGUCCCCCAGCAGCCCUCCAUCCAAAUCUACCCACAACAAGCCACCGAGACUGCCGGAAGGUCCGCACAGUUCCGCUGUGACGUGUCCGGCGCCCCGCCAUUCCAGAUCAGCUGGGGACGCAGUGACGGACGCCCCCUCCCGCCACGGUACAGACUGUCCAAUGAGAACUCGGUUCUGACCAUCAGUAACUUGGAGUCUGGCGACAGCGGAUACUUCAUCUGUCGAGGCUCAAACCUGUACGGGACGGCACAGGCUCAGGCUCAACUGACUGUUACAGCUCCAACUGUUCCUAUCAGAGUUAUUGUGGAUGAACCCAAGACCCUACAAGCCACUCAGGGCCAGACUGUGCAGUUCAAGUGUAUUGCCUUCAGCCAGGUCACAUACACCUUGGUGUGGACAAAGAACGACGGCAGUGGGCUGCCAGCGGAAGCCACAGACUUCAUGGGAAUUCUGACCAUUCCGAACGUCCAGCAACAACACACCGGCAUCUACACCUGCACUGGCUCCAACAUGUACAGUAUCGCACAAGACUCUGCACAGUUGCAAGUCCAAGCAUUGUCCCAGAGCGAUGUCAAUCCACCAGAGGUUCGCAUCGAGCCUCGAUUCCAGACCGUGAACAUCGGCGACCCCGUGCAGUUCCGCUGCGUCACGUCAGGUUUCCCCCCGCCAGAGGUGGAAUGGACGGGAGGUCACCGCGGCAUCCUCAACCCCACAUCAUCGUUUGUGAAUGGAGUCUUCAGCAUCCCAGCUGCCAUCAGACAGGAUGAAGCUGAGUACUUCUGCAAGGCCAGGAACUCUGUUGGGGAAACAAGUGUUCGCACAGUGCUGUAUGUAAGAUUGCAAGGGGCACCAGAAGUGUCUGUGAGGCCAGAAGUGAUGGAGGUACCUGAGGGAGAGCGUGUGAGGUUAGAGUGUUCUGCAAGGGGCAACCCAACUCCCACACUCUCCUGGAAUAAGUACAACGACCCCCUGCCUGUUGGAUCAGUGGAGAGCAACGGAGUGUUGACCAUUCCUCAGGCACGGUUGUCAGACUCUGGGCACUACGUCUGCACAGCAUCCAACAAUAUUGGAACUGAACAGAAGAGAUUGGAGCUGAGAAUCACAAGAUUGCUGCAGAGGCCCCCCACAGCUGCCAUUGAAACCGUGGGUCCAGGUGGACAGGUGUUACAGCCAAACCUCCUCACAGCUACGACAGGGCAGACAGUACAGCUGCGUUGUGUAGUGUCAGGUGAACCUGUGCCAACCAUCACCUGGGGCAAACAUGGAGGGGCACUGGGACAAAACCAUCAGGUACUGAAUGAUGUUCUGCGGAUUGUGAGGGUGUCCAGUAACGACCGUGGCAUGUAUGUCUGCACAGUGGACAACAUCGCCGGAGUGUCCUCGGCCUCCAUCAUGCUGGAAGUGGAAUCUCGAGACCUGCCAGCUGUUCAGAUCUUCCCCACUCCCAAUAUGGACCUGCAGAUUGGACAGUCCACCCAGCUGCAGUGUCAGGCCACCAGCGGCCGGCCAGCACCCACCAUCUCCUGGAGCAGGGCUGGUAAUGAGCAGUUCACAGAGAGAACAGAUGUAAGAGAUGGAGUCCUGACCAUCCGAGAUGUGACCCCUGCAGAACAGGGUGCCUAUGUCUGUACUGCUAACAACACUGUAGGGUCCAUCCAGGCUACAGCAAACAUCAGGGUACAAGGGUACCCACGGGUGACCAUCAGUCCAGCAGGACCGGUCAGUGUUGGGCUGGGUGAGCGGCUGUACCUGGAGUGUGUGGCCACAGGUGACCCCGCACCAGUGGUCAGGUGGACCAGGGAUGGACAACGCACUAGAGCCAGAGUAGAAGGAGGUGACACCCAGAACAGUGCUGUGUUGGAGAUUGACCGUGUGACUGUGGAAGAUUCAGGAGUCUACACCUGCGAGUCCAACAACAACAUCGGCAUCUCAGAGUCUUCUGUUCAAGUCAUAGUUUCUGAAUCACUAGUACGACCGGAUGAGAUUCCAGUGGUGACCAUCACUCCUCCGUUCUCUACUGUAGUGGAGGGAGACCCUGCAGAGUUCAAGUGCACUGCUACAGGUUCUCCACCCCCACGGCUGCGCUGGCAAAAGAUCGGAGGUUCCCAGCCUCCCAGGUACCAGGUGCAGCAGGGCACGCUGACCAUCCCCAGUGUGCGCAGGGAAGAUGAGGGAGAGUACUCCUGCACUGCUGUCAACUAUGCAGGGGAGGCUAGUCUGGCUGCAAGACUUGUCGUGCAAGUGAUUCCCAUGGUCAGUAUUGACCAGGAGACGAUGACAGUCUCCCCUGGAGAGGAGGUCAGACUGAGGUGUGAAGCGGAGGGCACAGAGCCGAUCAUGUACGAGUGGACACGCGUGGACGGGGACAUGAGCACGCGGGCGACUACGAGCGGAGGACUGCUGAUCAUCCAGCAGGUCACAACAGAGGACAUGGGACAGUACAGGUGUCUCAUCACCAACCCUGCUGGCAUAGCAGAAGGCUUCACCAAUAUCAUUGUCACAGCUCAACCAACGAUAAAGACGAUCUCCCCUAAGGAGUCGAUGCGAGAGGCUGGGUCCACGGCUGAGUUUGGCUGUGCAGCUGCAGGCUUCCCUGUCCCCAGGAUACAGUGGAGAAAGGAGGGAGAACCACUGCCUGAACAACACGUCAUCUUCGGCAAUGUUCUCAGAAUUCCAAAUCUUAAGCCAGAGGAUGCUGGGACAUAUGUCUGUGUGGCAUCCAACGAACUGGGAACCACUGAAGAGAAAGCCACCUUAAGUGUCGCUGGGGGAGAAGAGGCACCUCCUGCAGUAGAAAUCAAUCUGAAGACAGCCGUGCAGAUGGUGCGCAUAGGAGAACGGGUGGAGUUUGACUGUGCAGCAUCCGGGGAACCCAGGCCUCUGAUAGAGUGGACAAAGGUGGAUGGGAGACUACCCAGUAAUGCUGAGGUGCGAGACGGCAUCCUGACCAUCCCUGCUGUCAGGCCUGGAGACGAGGGGCGGUACAAGUGCAAGGCCUCCAACCGAUUUGGCGCAUCUGAGCAGGAAGUGACCCUCAGCCUGGAAGCUGCACCGACUAUGACAGUCAAACCAGAGGUGCGGAAUGUGAUGCUGGGUUCCACAGCUGUCUUCACCUGUCUGGCCAGUGGUUCCCCGCCACCUGACAUCACCUGGAGGAAGGAGAACGGUGACCUACCUGAUGACCACAUCAUCGAUAAUGGAGUCCUCACAAUUCCCUCUAUCACCAAGGAAGAUGCAGGUGCUUACAUCUGUUCAGCCACGAAUGAUGAAGGAACUGCAGAGUUCCGUGCUAUUCUUAAUGUUGGAGAGCUGAUCCCAUACUUUACCCAGACUCCCCUGUCCUACAUGACCUUCCCCACGCUUCGGGAGGCCUACCUGCAGUUUGACAUUGAAGUGUCCUUCAAGCCGGAAAGUACAGAAGGUCGAGUUAAAGUCAAGAAGGUCAGGUAG
Messenger RNA from Branchiostoma belcheri (Belcher's lancelet), 10337 nucleotides. Its product is annotated as basement membrane-specific heparan sulfate proteoglycan core protein-like. Bases 246 to 10337 code for a protein of 3363 amino acids. Lineage: Eukaryota; Metazoa; Chordata; Leptocardii; Amphioxiformes; Branchiostomatidae. The transcript has 69 exons. The record is from RefSeq and is a predicted model, not a curated record. Gene Ontology annotation, molecular function: protein binding.